AUGGCGGCACUAUUUGAAAAGUUGAGGGAACAUGAACUUGAUCUUGGAAGACUUGAUGAAGAAGAAGCAAAAGCCAAAAACAACAAAAAGAGUUUGGCCUUAAAGUCUGAGGUUGAGAGAAGCAAAGGCAAAUCAGAAGAUGAAGACUCAGACGAAGAAGAAAACUUAACUCUUGUGAUUAAAAGGUUAAACAGGUUCAUGAAGUCUAGAGAUUUAAGCGAUUCAAAUGAAGAAGCCAACAUCUGUUUAAUGGCAGAUGAUGAUAAUGUCAGUCAAGUUGGAGUGGUAGAAAAACCCCACCUCUCCUACGGUAGUGAGUUCUCGCGAGCGACGCAAGAGGCUGAGCGGUCCAAGUUUGUGGUGAUGAAGGUUGAGCAGGAGCGACGGGCCGCGAUUAUCCAUGCUGAGGGAGAGAGCGAAACGACGAAGCUAAUCUCCGAUGGGGUCUACUCCUUUAACUCUGGUAAAGUAGACCCCAUCUCCGGCUUUCAAAUUGAAAUAAAAGACUCGAACUAG
Molecule: messenger RNA, 516 nt
Organism: Vigna radiata var. radiata (mung bean)
Lineage: Eukaryota; Viridiplantae; Streptophyta; Magnoliopsida; Fabales; Fabaceae
Product: prohibitin-like
Exons: 3
Coding region: 1-516 (171 amino acids)
Cellular component (GO): membrane
Source: RefSeq, a predicted model, not a curated record